AUGCUUAGGCGCUCCCUCACUGCCCUCGUGGCUCUUCUCCUCGCUGUUCCCGCCACGGCCCAGCUGUCGGUCAUCGCACCCGCAUAUGUCGGCUGCAUCCUCCCGACCGCGCUCCCGGGGGAUGUCAAGUCGGUGUCCUCUGCAACGAGCCAGGCGCUGUGUGACACGGCCUGCACCACCACAUACCAGUACAACUACUUUGUGUCGUCCACCUCCUCGUGCUACUGCAGCAACACGCCACCCCCAGCCACCGCCCUCCAGACGGCUUCCAACUACCUGGGCACAUGUGCCUCUGGCCAGGCCAAGGCGCAGAAGCUCGCAACGUCGUACCAGUGGACACAGUGCGGCAGCGCAAUCAACUACUACCAGGGACCCCUCUUCGGCAAGGUGGCCGCCUCGGCCUACGAGUGCAUGCAGUGGUGCAACAACGUCUACCACGAUGUCACGUGGGUGUUCGCCUCAUACUACCCAGCCGGCAACAGCAGCAGCGGCGCCUCUGGACCCUGGUGCGACUGCUCGGGCUCGAUCGGUAUCUACUACGCAACGUGCACGUCCAGCAGCGUGUACACGUACAUGCUCGAGCGGUCGCUCACGUCGUGGGUUGUCCGUCGCGACGCACGCCUCAAGCGCGAGCAAGACGCGCGCUCGCAGCAGCUCUCCCUCGGCCUGUGCCCGUACCCGCUCGAGGCGUGCAUCGUCGGCAACAACGGAUACGAGUGCAUGGACACGCGCGCCGAGCUCGAGGCUUGUGGCGGAUGCGUAGACGGCACGCUCACGAUGGACACGGACGGCAGUGCCGGUUCGCGCAACGCGUCUGCCAACGUCGGCACAGACUGCCUCGCCCUCCCCGGUGUGGACCCCAAGCGCACCACUUGCAUCAGGGGCCAGUGUACUGUCGCCGGCUGUCGCGCAGGCUGGAGGCUCGUGGAUGGCCGUUGUGUCGAGUAUCGACCUAGGUACUUGUAA
Apiotrichum porosum is the source of this 966-nucleotide messenger RNA. Its product is annotated as Dihydroxyacetone synthase. NCBI's taxonomy places the organism in Eukaryota, Fungi, Basidiomycota, Tremellomycetes, Trichosporonales, Trichosporonaceae. The record is from RefSeq and is a predicted model, not a curated record. The coding region runs from base 1 to 966 and encodes 321 amino acids. The transcript has 3 exons.